Molecule: messenger RNA, 158 nt
Organism: Dentiscutata erythropus
Lineage: Eukaryota; Fungi; Glomeromycota; Glomeromycetes; Diversisporales; Gigasporaceae
Source: the annotation of a GenBank genome assembly
AUAAUGGUGCAGAAUUUAUAGCCAAUAUUAUUAAAAAACUAUGCAGUCUCUGGAAACCUAUUAAUAUAAAAACUAUUUAUGGCAAACCUCAUCUUUCAGAAAGUCAAGCUUCUAUAAAAAAAGACACCUAUUUCCUUAAAGAUAAAUUAUCUAAAUAG